UUAGAUAUCACUUCUUCCAGAGUAGAAGACGCCGGAAAAUACACGUGUCUUGCGGUCAACCAUUUGGGUGAAGCGGAAACCUCUUGUAAUAUAAUAAUCGAAGCCAAAAGAGCGGUUCCGCAUCACUCGCCCUCUCCUGUUGUCAUAUCUCCGCCAACUACGCGAAUCUCGACACCAACUCCCAGAUCACCCGUUCCUCCCUUAGACACAUACAUCAGAGACUAUAAGGCAGAGUCGAAACGACAACAACAAUCGUAUUCAUCGAAAAGACACGACUCAUCCAAUUAUUCUUCACAUCAAACGUACUCUUCGGACACCUCUUCAUACCGAAGCUCUUCACUCAAGAGUUCAUCGAAAUAUCAGUCAAACUAUAGUUCGAGUAAAUAUAAAUCCGACUCAAAGACAUCGGCGAUUGGUUCAGGUUCUUCAUCGUAUUCCGAUUCUAAACGAUCGGUUCCAUUGAGUACAUCGCCGACAACACCGACAACGCCUGGAGGCUCCAGAAGAAGGCAAAGUACUAAAGAGAUCGCACUCGAGAAGAAUGACUUCAUUGCACCGGAAUUUACUGACAAAUUAAAGGACUUGAAGAUCAAAGACGGCGAGUCAUUGACUUUGAAGGCUGUGGUGAAAGGCGACCCCGAGCCUCAGAUUCAGUGGCUAAAGAAUGGCAAACCAUUAUCUUCAUCAGACAUCAUAGACUUGAAGUACAAGAAUGGUGUGGCGAGUCUUAACAUCAAUGAAGUGUUUCCCGAGGAUGAGGGCGACUACGAGUGCAUCGCAACCAACUCUGAGGGAAAAGUAUCGACAAAAUGCAAAUUAACUAUAAUUCCAAUGGAAGAGAAACCAAAGUCAGAAACGGGUCCUUCAAAACCGCCUCGAAUUGUUGAACACUUAAACAGUUCAUCCAUUAGUGAUGGACAACCCGUUACUCUCAAGUGUAACAUUAAAUGCCAAACAAAAUUUGACAUCAUUUGGUUGCAUAACGACAAAGAGAUUAAGUCGAGCCCAGACUUCCUCUAUAAGACCGAAGGCGACAAUUAUUUGCUCGAAAUUCCUGAGAUAUUCCCCGAAGACUCUGGUAUUUACACGUGUGAGGCAUUCAACGACGCCGGAGAGGCAUUCAGUAGCUGUACUCUGGAUGUUAAUGUGCCCAACGAAGAGCCUAAAGGCCCCGGUAUUACCCUUUACCCACAAUCAGUGACAACCCAUGAGGGCUCAAAAAUCACAUUCAAUUUAGAGACCAUUAGAAGCGCCCAAACAGUCGAAUGGAUUAAAGACUCGAAACCAGUGGAGGAAUCGAGUGGUAAUCAGACGAGUAAAUCGUCGGAUAAUGCGUUCAGUUUAACGAUACCAUCGGUGAGACUGACAGAUGUGGGCCAAUACACGGCCAAAGCUACCGACGCGACGGGCACUUCUUCGGCCACAUUCUCAUUGAAUGUCAUGACUGAAGCGGAUCUCUGAACAAC
Messenger RNA from Oppiella nova, 1466 nucleotides. The record is from the annotation of a GenBank genome assembly. NCBI's taxonomy places the organism in Eukaryota, Metazoa, Arthropoda, Arachnida, Sarcoptiformes, Oppiidae.